ACUGAAAGUGCAGCUGUAACGUCAUCGCAGUUGGAGUUGCAGUAUGCACCGUUUCCCUCCUGCACUGCAACGUCUUCGACUCGAAACGGUACACAGCACGCCUCGCUUCGAGAAAUCUACUCAAUUGCAGACGUAAAAGGGGUCUGCAAAGGCGCCUGGAUACUUCCUUGCAUGCAGGGUCGAGAGUUCUGACUACAGGAUGAAGAACCACAAGCUACCACACUGAAACGCGGCGCCAGUGUUGCCCACGGGACAUGGAUGCUGUCAAAUAAUGCUUACCGAAUGACACGGUCUGUUCAAAGAGGCGGAAGGUAAUGUGGCAGCAGUCGUGCUGUCCUCCGAUUGGCCGACUUGUGCAACGGUUGGUUAAUCGGGUCUCAAGCACCCAGAACAAACGUCCUGGAGGAGACGGCGAUUCAGACCCCGAAGAGGACAUCGAAGGGCAGGGCUUCUUCAUUCCUAGCAAGAAAGUGUACAGCGCGCACCGUCGCCUAAUUUCGGGUCAGUCGAGCGUGUCCCUGGAUGAACGCCUCUGGCAACCCCAUGGACAACCUCAGGACGAUUGUCGGAGCCUACGAAGAGGGUCUUUGUUAUCUAAUGCAAGCGGACAGAGUUACUGGCUGAGAGAGGACAGUCUUGGAGAAGUCGAACCGUCUCUGUACGGCGACGAAAGCGACCUCGACGUAGCGGAAGGAGAGCUGACUGCGGUCGAAGUGGUCAACGAUUCAUGCAGCGAGAAAAGUGCCAGUACAUCCGAAAAGAAGAGGGCACAAGUGGAGGAGCCGGAUCAUUUUGGGAAGCUCAUAUUCCGAACAAAGCUCUUGAAAGACGAAAAUAAGCUAAUCGUCUACCUAGAGCGAGCCUGCGACCUUCCUGUCAAAGGAGUUCGUAAACAGUACGACACCUUCGUGCGAGCAUGUCUGCUGCCUGGCGGUCGCAACGGCAAAUGUUCGAGCACUCUCAAAGGGACGUUGAACCCGCACUUCCAUGAAGAACUGAGCCUAAGCUUGCCCAGAGUAAGCGUUGUCGGUCAGCGGUGCUCCAGUGCCAAGGCAGGAGCGUCGCUCUUGCGGCUAUCCUUGUUCGACUACGGCCGUCAGGGAGACCACGAUGCACUGGGACAUGUCCUUAUGCCUUUUUCCACUCUUUCCCGCUCCGAAGGAAAGAUCCACUGUUGCCCUCUCAGGCCAGAAAGUCUGGUUCCCGGAAGCCGUGGACAGCUCCUCCUUUCUCUCCUUUACCACCCGACACAACAUCGACUGACUAUAGUCGUGAUGACAGCACGCUUCAACUGUAAAGACGGCGACAGGAGUGGCAACUCGGGAAAACUUUGCACCGAGAAAACAGAACUCAGCGAGUGCUACGCCAAGGUAACCCUCAUGUGUGGCGGUCAGAAGGUAAAACGUGUUCGUACCAGCCCCGUCCCGGCCUCAGGCUCUGCGGUCUUCAACCAAGCCUUCCACUUCGUGCUCCCCGUAUCGUUUGUGGACGAAUCCAGUGUCGUCAUCACUCUUCUCGAACGCUCACGUCUUACCCGAGAUGUCGUCUUGGGCCGCGUUAUUUCUGGACCCUAUGUACACCACAGCGGCGAUGAACGACUCACGCAUUGGGGAAUUAUGCUACAGAGGCGUAGGUCUGUGAUUCAGUGGAGACGCUUUUACCUCUGACACGAACCUGUAUACCGUUGUGUGAUGUGAUGUGUGAUCUCAGUGGCAUUCGGGUGUUGCUGACUUGUUUCGAAGUGGGGUGGCGGCUACCGAAGGGAACAGCAGCAGGCACAGUGUGCGAGCUUGGCGCCCCUGCGCCGAUUCUCAGUACUAUUACCCAGUGGCGAAAGAAUAAACUACGGCGUUAAUCGAC
Molecule: messenger RNA, 1860 nt
Organism: Ornithodoros turicata
Lineage: Eukaryota; Metazoa; Arthropoda; Arachnida; Ixodida; Argasidae
Product: synaptotagmin-7-like
Exons: 7
Coding region: 315-1667 (450 amino acids)
Biological process (GO): regulation of calcium ion-dependent exocytosis; calcium ion-regulated exocytosis of neurotransmitter; cellular response to calcium ion
Cellular component (GO): axon; synapse; plasma membrane
Molecular function (GO): calcium ion binding; SNARE binding; clathrin binding
Source: RefSeq, a predicted model, not a curated record